CUAUUGCACUGUUGUGCGAGGCCAAAGUCACACAAAGUCACCCCGAAGAAGUGUCUUGCAGGUACAAAUGUGGGGCGUUGUCGCAUAUCAAUGGAUCUGGAUGGGUUACCGGUAUCUAGGCUCAACUUCGGCUGCGUUUGUGUCACGGGCUUCCGAGGUCCAGCUUCGCGCUACUUUACGACAUUCUUGACAACAUCUUCAUGUUUCAUCGGAGUGGUGCGAAGUAAGUGGACGACCGAUUGUGUCAACGACGAUGUUCCCCCGGGGAACGCCUUCAAGAUCUACUUCGAGACAGCCGACUUCGCUGCCCCUCCAUGCCUGCGCCACGUCUAUGCUUCUUCAAGACGGCUCAGCCUUGCUCAGCUAACGCUUUAUGACUAGCGCAAUUGUAAACACCACAUAAAUCGACGAUCAUUACCAUCGUAGACUGAUAGUUGCAAGUUCAGGCGUCCAGCAGUAAGGCUAUGUAAUGCAUACCUACCUAACGUAGGCCA
Molecule: messenger RNA, 494 nt
Organism: Didymella exigua CBS 183.55
Lineage: Eukaryota; Fungi; Ascomycota; Dothideomycetes; Pleosporales; Didymellaceae
Exons: 1
Coding region: 91-381 (96 amino acids)
Source: RefSeq, a predicted model, not a curated record